UUCUGCCCGUAGCUUUCUCUUGCUAGUAUGAUUUUGUUGUCGUUUCCACUGAGCCUGCAUGAAAGUGAACUUAAUUGUUGAGUGAAAAGUUUUUGCCUUUUGUGAGGACGUCUGCUGUAAGUCAGCCAUGAGCUCCAGUCUUGUCAACUCUUUAGCCAAAGUCUACGAUCCAAACCCUCUUCAUGGUCAGAAGCCUGGUGGAAGGAAGCUCUCUCUUAAUGGAUCGGACAAGACCCAAGCUUCAUCAUCUUCACCAUCACCUUCCCCCCUUCAUGACGCCGCCCUGCACUGCGUGGAGACCCGAAUGGACUCCCUGAGCUCUCAGAUGGAGCGCUUGCUCAACAUGCAGCAGACCGUCUUGACCCGUCUGGACGGCCUGUCCCAGGAUGUCCGAGGCAUGGGUCGGGAUCUGGCCUCCAUGCAUGAAGACGGCCACGGGGGGAGACGUGGGUCGGGAGUCAAGGUGUGCAGGGAGCUGCGCGGGACCGUGGAGAGGGUCAGCGAGCGGGUAGAGAGUCAGGGACGCAGGCUGGAAGGGGUGGAGAAGCUGGUGGAGGGCACCCAGCAGGUGAUCAGCUUCAUUGGCGAGGUGGUGAAGAGCUCCAGGCUGGUGGAGCUGUUGUUUAAACAGCCUGGAAACAAGGCUAACAAGAAGGCAAAGGAUGACAAGGAUAAAGCCAAACUGAGCCUGAAGGGCUUGAAGGCCCAGAAGAAGAGGAGACCCCAAGACACGUCAGACACAUCCUCGCUGACUGAACCUGUGCUGCAGAAACAAGUGGAGAAGCUCAACAGGCAGAACACUGAGCAUUCCCAUGGAACUGCAGAGGCUGACAAUCAGAGAGGGGAGGACAGGGGAAGUGGAGGAAGAAGACAGGAGCCGGCAGAGCUGAUCCUGGACGGACCACACACCUCCACCGCCCGGUCAGAGGAGAGGAAGAAGCCAGCCAAGGAGAAAGAGGAGGGGGAGGGGGAUGUCUUUGAGGACUCAGAGUCAGAGGAAGAGGAAAAGGUGGAAGAUGUUAGUCCAGGAGAGGCUGGACAAGUGGAGGAUGAUGGGAAGAGGAAGCAUAAAGGAGAGGCAGAAGAGUCUUCAAAAUCAGAAACAGCAUCAAGCGUCAUCCCAGAUAUCUGCAAGACCUCCCUCCUACCACAGGACAGCUCUGAGGAGGUCGGCGAUGUGGCCACUUGCAGCAAACGUCGAGUCACGGAGGAAGACCUGGUGAAGGACGACCUCAAGAAGAGCAGAGUGGAAGACAGUAAAGUGGAAAAUGCCGACGGACGGGUGGCGGAGGGGGACGAGCCACAGGCCUCCAGAUCUGACGAAGGAAAGACAGAGGUGGAAGAGGAGGGGAAGGAGGGUGAGGCGGCAGCGAAGGAAUUUAUCAUCGACUCAAGCCCUCCGCCGUUAGCACCUUUCGAUCACCGCAUCGUGACUCCCAAACCCCAUCAGAUAGCCACCUAUUACACUAUCAACAGGGACGAGGUCCUGGGAGGGGGGCGUUUUGGACAAGUCCACAAGUGCAUGGAGAACUCGUCUGGUCUGACGUUGGCUGCCAAGAUCAUCAAAGCCAAGAGCCAGAAAGAGAAGGAGGUGGUGAGGAAUGAGAUCCAGGUGAUGAACCAGCUGAACCACGCCAACCUCAUCCAGCUCUACGCCGCCUUUGAGUCACGCAAUGACAUCAUCCUGGUCAUGGAAUAUGUGGAGGGAGGAGAGCUGUUUGACCGCAUCAUUGAUGAGAACUACAACCUAACAGAACUGGACACGGUGCUGUUUAUACGCCAGAUCUGUGAAGGGCUGCAGUACAUGCACAAGAUGUACAUCCUACAUCUGGACCUCAAGCCAGAGAACAUUCUUUGUGUCAGCAGAGCUACUAACAAGAUUAAAAUCAUCGACUUUGGCCUGGCCAGGAGGUAUAAACCCAGGGAGAAGUUGAGGGUCAACUUUGGAACGCCUGAAUUUUUAGCUCCUGAAGUCAUCAACUAUGAGUUUGUUUCAUUCCCCACAGACAUGUGGAGCCUCGGCGUCAUCACUUACAUGCUGCUCAGUGGCUUGUCUCCCUUUCUGGGGGAUGACGACAACGAGACACUGAACAACAUCCUGGCCUGUCAGUGGAACUUUGAGGAGGAGGAGUUUACGGACAUCUCUGACGAGGCCAAAGACUUCAUCACCCGCCUGCUGGUGAAGAGUAAGAGCUGGAGGAUGAGCGCAGCAGAGUCCCUCAGACACCCCUGGCUGUCAGACCGGAGUCUGCACUAUCGGCUAAAUCAGAAGAAAAACAAGUGCCACUCCACACAUGCUCCUUCUCCAGAGAGCUAGACAGAAACACUGUGAGGCCCUCAGCAUGCCUUCUGACAAUGUGUGGCCCUGGAGCCAAACACUGGACCAAUGCUGCUAUACCUGUAUGGCUGCUGGAAAACUACUCUCUGCUUGGCAUCCUUACUUUAGCUUAGCUCCACAGCUGGUAGUUCUGACCCGAAUAGUGAUAGAGAAGCCUGCAGGAAAUAAAGAGACUUUUUAAAGGCUGCCUUCGAGGCCCAAACCACCUGUUAGCAUGCUAACUGUCCCAUAGAGCACAAACACCAGACUGAACCAGUGAGGACCUUCUAGCUCUGUGGUGAGUUACUGUAGCUGCCAAAGUCAAAGAGCCACCGGUAUCACAAUAGGGAAUCACAGCAAAGUGUUAGACACUAAAAGCCUGAAUCGCUUGUCACUUCUACAACUUCCACGUGUAUCACUGAAAAAACCUGUAACUCAUCGGUUUAGCAUCAAACAGACACUGUUGUUCUCCCUCUGCCAGUGAUCAGUUUGACAUGUCGUCCUGGUUUGUUGCAUGCUUUGCACUUUUUGGCCUAUUUCUUCAAGAUUAAGCAAACAACUUUAAACAAAAUGUAGAGUGAAUGCUGUUAUUUAAAUGAUAUAUUUUUGUGAAUACUGAUUUUCUUUCUUUCUUUUCAUUUACAAGUCUUAUGAAAUGUUAAUCUGUCGCGAAACAUAAAGUAAAAAUAGGUGUAGAACUUGGUUGAAGUUGAAGUCACACCACAGUAAUUUAUUUUGUAUAUAACCCAACACUGCAUACGCUCAUUCCCCUGAAAAGUGAGAGUUUCUCAGUGGCUGAAUACUUCCCGGUUUGUGCCAUAUUCAGCCCACAUUUCUGGUAUAUUUCCUGUAGAAUGGAUUUCCUUCUGGACGCGUUCAUGCCACUAGCUCGCCUUUGCUUCGGCAGUUUGGAGUAGCCCUCUCACCUUCCAUGAAGGCAUAACGAACAACAGAAUACUACCUAUGAACGAUUCAUGUUUAUGACUGAAGUGGGUUCUUAUGUUCAUUUAUUUACUGGUUCAACACCAGACUGUACUUGAAGUGCAAAGCUUUGGUUUAAGAUGGGGUUAUUUUCAGGGGAGACAAGCAGGCCUUCACUCAGUUAUGCACAUCCUACAUGUGUAGAUGCACAGUUCAGCUCGAUGGAAAGCCAUUAACAGCGCAGAGAAGUGCUUUAUUGUCCCAUUCUCUCUAAGAGAAUGGAAGCUGGAUGAAUUUUCUUCACUCAGUUGUUGGCUGUUCCAUUUGGAAAUGGAAAAGCUUUGUGAUUUUGAAUACUUGUUUAUUUGAAUUUAUGAUACUUUUUUUCAAGUUUUCUUGUGCAAUGAUGAGACAUAA
Messenger RNA from Chelmon rostratus (copperband butterflyfish), 3655 nucleotides. It is a transcript of the gene mylk4b, whose product is annotated as myosin light chain kinase family, member 4b. The record is from RefSeq and is a predicted model, not a curated record. Lineage: Eukaryota; Metazoa; Chordata; Actinopteri; Chaetodontiformes; Chaetodontidae. The transcript is spliced from 13 exons. Gene Ontology annotation, molecular function: protein serine/threonine kinase activity; ATP binding. Gene Ontology annotation, biological process: protein phosphorylation; intracellular signal transduction; positive regulation of apoptotic process. Gene Ontology annotation, cellular component: cytoplasm; nucleus. The coding region runs from base 128 to 2317 and encodes 729 amino acids.